[Candida] anglica is the source of this 3150-nucleotide messenger RNA. The record is from the annotation of a GenBank genome assembly. NCBI's taxonomy places the organism in Eukaryota, Fungi, Ascomycota, Pichiomycetes, Serinales, Debaryomycetaceae.
UUAUCCAGGAUUUUAAGAUUUUAGGAUUUUGAGGUUACAGAUACAUUACUCGAACAUUUAUAUCGACAGUGAGAUUAACAUACAAUCAAUCAAAGAGAAACAAUUGAGAGAGCUAAAUGAGCAGUGAUAAAAUAUCACUUCGUAAGGUUGUACUGCUUGCGAUUUCAAGGAAAACUCCACCCAAUAAAUUUGUACAAUUAUACAAUCAAUUGGAUCAAAGAGAACUGAUUUCAGACAAUGAGUAUGUUACAAGUUUGAUGGAGGCAAGUAGCUCCACACUGUUGGGGGCUGGAAAUAAUGGGAUAUAUUUGGAAUAUGCGUUGUCUGUUGCACUCACAAAUGAAUCUAGAUUGGUCCGUUUUUGGGUAAAUAUGCCAAAAUUAACACCAAUGCAACAAAGUGAAUAUUUGAAAAUCAUUCCAAAUUUUAUUAUCCCACAAAUCUCUCCCAAUGAAAAACUUCUUUGUCAUCUGAAGGGAUUGGUGGACUCAUUGGUCAAUUUGCAUUUGGUGGACUACAGUUUGAAUCUAUUGUGGAUGAUUUCUAAUGGAUCUGAUGGUGUAGACUUGAAGCCAUUAUUCACCAACGUGGUAUUACUUUGGUGUCUUGUGGCACAAAAGAUUCCUCAUCUUGUUAAGACUGAAUGUCUCAAGAUGAUUGCCAGUAAAUCUGUCAAAUUAUUGAGUGGUAAAUUGGAUGAUGAAUCGCUUCUGAAAUUAUUCAUACAGCAAACUAAACAUAUACUUGAUGUACGAGACUUUGAAGGUGUGACUCAUGUGAUCGGACAUUCAAAUUCUGUUGACUCUGGAUUACCAGGCACAUUAGCCACUAAUUCAACAUCCUUUCAUAACACUCGUAAUCUUUUUGAUGGACCUAAAAGUGUUGUUAGAGCUACUAAGCUCUUACAAGUUAAGAGAUAUGUUUGGCUAAAUCACCUUAUGGUUAAGGGUAAUCUCAUGAAUCCGAAAACAUUCUUAAAGGAGUAUGAAAGAAGGUUUACCACCAGAUUGGGGAAAGGGUAUGUGUUAUUUCAUGAAUUGGUGGUAUCUACUUUUAAAGGAAUUGCUUCAGCUAUAACUAUGAAACAACCAAACUACGUAAUUUGGAAUUGGGUAUCAUUCUUAUUGACAAUUAUUGUGCGUAUCCCUUCAGAGUUGGGUAUCUCACUGUUGUCUCUGGUAGAAGGGAUAGAGCGUGGUGAAGAAACUGUGGAGGAUGCAAUUUUCCAUGCAUUCGCUGCCUUGGAUGAAAAGUGUAAGAGUGUACUUGUUCCUAUGGAGUUACAAACAAGCUUUGUUAAAAGUUGUAUAUAUAAUGAGACUUUACAAUUGUCUUCAUUCAACAAGUUAUUCCCUGAACUGCCAAGUUUUCAAAUGAAUGAUUUAUCACAUUUAAAAAAUUCAUUAACCACUCCAAUAAUGGAUGAUAUGAAAUUCAAAUUAUUAGAUGUGAAUUCAGAAUUCACUUCACUUGAAGAAUCUGGUUUACUUGAAUAUAUUAAUUCUCUUACUGGUAUCUUGCAAUAUUCCUGGGAAGGUGCAGUUGAACUAAGUGAAACCAUAUGUAAAAUCAUUGAUGAUCUUAUAUCGGACAAAGAGAAUGAUAAAUUAAAUCGAUUAUUGUUAACGGUAAUGAACAAUUCCAAAUUUCUUACUAUGUUGUGUUCAAGAUGUGAAGAUGGACCACACACAAUUCUCAAUAAAUUAAUGAAAUAUAUUGAUCGGGAAGAUUUCUCAACUGAUGACGACAAUUUUCAAGAAACUUACGCUCAUUUUGGAGUAAUAUUGUUGAGUAUAAUCCUUAUUUCAGAGCAUUUCAAUAUUGAUCAUUCGAAGUUAUUGAUAAAGGAAUCAUAUACUUUGGAUUACGUAAACGGUUUUUAUUAUAGGUUAUGUGAAAGUUUGACACUGAUCCCGACCCCUGAAACUGAGGAGGAUAAGACCAUCGUUGAGAACUAUAAUAACCUUAUUAGCGAUUGGAUUAAUGCUUUAUAUGAUGAUAGUGAAGAUGGCCUCUCCGAUGAAUUAAUCAAAUCAGUAAAUAUCAAACAAAUCUAUAAGAUUAUUUCGCUUAUUUUCCGUCAAGGAAUUUUAGCGUGUGGAGUGGGUAAAAUUGAUGAGAAGAUCUUAAACAACGGGAUUGAUUAUUUGACACAAUCGUUUUUAAUCCCAUGUACAUUGAAUAUAAUCAAGUGGCUUUUAACUCAAACUUGGGUGGAGUCCUCGGGACUUGUGGUUCAAGAAGGGAAAGAUGGUGCAAGUCUGUUGCUACUGGUUAAAGUUUUACAUUUGCUCAUAAAAUCAAACUUGAAUGGAGGGUCAGAAUCCAAUACUGAACCAAUUUUAACUUUCAGAUUGGUACUUAACUCUAUUGGUAGUGAAAUAUUAACCCAAUUAAGAAAACUCCCCGGCUGGGAAAGUUCUGAAUUGGUUAAUGAAAUAAUCUCUUUUAUUGAUAACAAUGUGGAUAACGAUUACCGCAUAAGACCAGAUAGAGAGGUAUCUACAAUUAUGAAGAAGAGGGAAAAUACAGUUGAAGAAUUAAAACAACAUCUAAUACAUAUUGUUGACAGUUCUGAUACUUCAUUUAUUCAUUAUGACUCCAAAUUGGUGGAUUAUGUUCUACUGAAUGAUAAAAGAGGUUUGAUAUCACUUAUUUGUGAAGAGAUUUAUAAACAUCAUUUUCCAGGUUAUACGCAUGAUGUUGAUGAAGUAAGAAUUUUCUUGAACCUUAUUUUAUUCAUCGUUAUGCAAGAUAACACAGAAUCGGAAUUUUGGUUCAAAGAGUUAUCAAAACUUGAAAUUGAGGGGUUUUCUGGAUCUGGAAAGGGAUUCGAUACUAAAUUUUCUACGUCUAUGGCUUAUCACUACUCUUCGAUAUUCAAUAUCCCUGAAGAGAACUCAGAUGAUGACUUAUUCAAUGAACAUAUCAAUUUAGAAGAAAAUUCUACCCGUGCUGUAUUGGUGAGAGAUCUUCUGAGAAGUGACUCCUUUUUUGCAGAACUUCUAAGGGUUAAAAAAUCUCAAGCGCAUAAGAGUGAAGAAGUGAGAAAUUCUGUACAAGCCCUAGUUAAUCAGAUUUUAAAGGAACUUUCUCAUUUGGUUGCAAAAGACAAAUAAGAACAUUUUAUAUACUAAAUAUACGGUAAGU